This is a messenger RNA of Oryza brachyantha (malo sina), 601 nucleotides long. Its product is annotated as photosystem II reaction center W protein, chloroplastic. The record is from RefSeq and is a predicted model, not a curated record. Gene Ontology annotation, cellular component: photosystem II; chloroplast. NCBI's taxonomy places the organism in Eukaryota, Viridiplantae, Streptophyta, Magnoliopsida, Poales, Poaceae. The transcript is spliced from 2 exons. Gene Ontology annotation, biological process: photosynthesis. Bases 90 to 476 code for a protein of 128 amino acids.
GCGCCGGCUACUGGCACACGCGAGCCAGGGCCAACACCACCACCACUCCACCAGCGGCAAGCAGCUAGCGAGAGGUCGACGCGACCGCCAUGGCCACCGUCAGCGCCGCCGCGGCGACCACCGUCGUCGCCCGCGCCGUCCUCGCCAGGCCGAACGCCCUAGGGCUGCCGCAGAUGAGGGCGAGGAGGAGCGAGAGGGUGAGGUGCAGCUACUCCAAGGACGGCAAGGAGGCCUCGUCGCCGGCGGCCGUCAAGGGAGCCGGCGCGUCGCUGCUCGCCAUGGCGGCCACGGCGGCGCCCGCGAUGGCGCUCGUCGACGAGAGGAUGUCGACGGAGGGCACCGGGCUCAGCCUCGGGCUGAGCAACAACCUGCUGGGGUGGAUCCUGCUCGGGGUGUUCGGCCUCAUCUGGUCGCUCUACACCAUCUACACCUCCGACCUCGAGGAGGACGAGGAGUCCGGCGGCCUCUCGCUCUAGAGAUCCUAGGACCUCGUCGUCGUCGCUGUGAUCGAACUGCAUGUAGACAUGUGUAAUUCGGGGAGGAAGUACAUGGCUGUGCUGUAUCUAAACUGUUUCGAUUAUGAAAAGAUGUUUUAGCAUAA